UCAUGCCAAAGAUUGACUGGUUCCCCGACUACUCUAACACGGUGCUUAUAUCGUACAGAAAAUUUAAAUAGUCUGGUGAUUUGGACUUGCUAAAACUUGAACUGACUUCAACGAUGUCAACCAAUUUUCCUUCGUUAUUUCCCAAAUUAUCCGAUCCUUUAUGGUUUGACAUUGAUAAACCAUUUGAGGAUGAGAGCCAGUUAGCAGAAGAAGAGAGAGAACAUCAAAACUGGCUGAAAAGUAUUGAAGAAAAGAACAAGGAUGUCAUCCCGAUAGGAAAGACAACUGCAGAGCCUUAUGGAGACUACGAUGAAGAUGAGGAGGAAGACGAAGAUGAGAUUGAGUCCGAGGAGGAAUCAGAUGAACCUGAUGACCUGGAGGUGACAGACUAUGACCAGGACUCACCCGAUGAUGUGGAGAUGGACAUGAACAAUGAUGUGGAGGCGUCCAACUCACCAACAUGGAUGAUGUGAUGAAAAUGGAUAACGGACUCCCCAAAACCAGCCAGAAUCAUGGUUCAUUGUGACAGCAAGAUAACAUGCAAAGGAGUUUGGGGUUUCUUUUGGCUAGCUGUCCAUGUGGUUCCAGAAGAAUACAUGUCCUGAGGUUAAGAUGCCUAAGAUGGAACUUCCAUUGCCAGUACUUCCUCUGGAGUCUGGACAGAUGUAGUUAUUACCAAUUACUGACUCUGUCUUGUUCUAAUCUAAGCUCACCAAACUAUUGAAACGUACUAAACAUGCAAUGGAGUGUUGGAACUGUACUGGUUUUAUGAAAUGUCGUGGUCUGAAAUGUGGAAUUCUGUGGACGUUGGGAAUUUUCCUGAUGUGGCAUUUUGUAUAGGAGCCUUCCUUGAUCCGCGCUGAAACCAAUCAAUGGGUAUUACUCAGACUUGGAGGCAUGAGGUUUUUCGGACUUUUUGAAUCUGAGAGCAAGACUUCAGAAAGAAAUGCAUCUUUCAGACCUUUCAUCCAAUUUUCAGGUGUUUUGUUUAAUUGACAAUCUCAUCCCUAAACUUUCCAAAUAUUUACCUACAAUCCCGGCCAAAAUGGUUGGGACACUUGGAAAUAACCUUAGCCUCCAACGGUCACCAACUCCCCCGCUCAAUUUUUGUUCUCUGCAGCUGAUGAAGCACACACCGCGCAAUGAGAGACAACAUUGAGUGGGGGCCGGGGGGUUAGGGGCCCAGCGAGAUUUGGCCAGGAUUGUAGCUAGCUGUGCUGUCUGAUCUUAACAAAAAAAUCUAGUGCUGUGCCAGAAUAUACCAAAUGUUUCAUCAUUCAUCAUAUGCUUAAAGAACAUUUUUUCCACUUUGUAUAUUGAAAAAAAUUUUGGCAGUUAUUUAUUUUCUUAGUUGUGCGAUUUUGAUAUUUGUCAAAAAAGCCACUUUUACGAAAGGCCGGUUGGCUGCUACAAUCCUUUGAAUUGAUUGUUUUCAAACUAAAAUUGAUAAGUGAAUAAAAUAUUACAAAUGAGA
This is a messenger RNA of Patiria miniata (bat star), 1474 nucleotides long. Its product is annotated as anaphase-promoting complex subunit 15-like. Gene Ontology annotation, cellular component: anaphase-promoting complex. Gene Ontology annotation, biological process: regulation of mitotic cell cycle spindle assembly checkpoint. The record is from RefSeq and is a predicted model, not a curated record. The coding region runs from base 114 to 473 and encodes 119 amino acids. NCBI's taxonomy places the organism in Eukaryota, Metazoa, Echinodermata, Asteroidea, Valvatida, Asterinidae. The transcript is spliced from 4 exons.